AUGGUUAAUCCAGCCUUGAGCUCCAGACAUCCUCCUGUGGCGCUGUUUGCACUGACACUUUGCCCUCAUCAGUCCUCCAGCUGGAUGAAGGAGAUGCAGAUGGUGUGCAGGGUGGUGGUGCUCCUCAUCCUCAGCUCGUGUCUCUGUGCAGCAACAUUUGUAGUGAAUGUGACCCAGAGCUCCUCUCAGGCAGAGCAGAACCACAACAUCACCCUGGAGUGGACCUUCACCACCACACCUGAGAGAUCCUGGAGAGACCUGUUCAUCUACUGCAGCUUGUUAGCUCCUCUCAGAGAGUCAGUCCUGUAUCUGGUCCAGGAAGGUGUUGAGGUGUCACAGUUUCAGGAUGAACAGUUUGCAGGACGAGUCCAGGGGGACAAAGACGUCCUCAGAGAAGGACGCAUCAGACUCCACCUGUCCUCACUCAGGACGGAGGACUCUGGGACAUAUAAAUGUGAAGUGAGGACCAAAGAUGGUUCUGGUUAUCAAAUGUGUCGUCUGGACGUCUCUGGACGUUUGACCCGCUUCAUCUUUUUACAUCCAAGAUCAAAGUUUAAGAACAAAACGAGUCGUGCGAGAGCGUCCAAGAAGCUCAGGUCAGAGGAGCAGGUGCUCCUGCGCGGGGGCUCAAUCCCCAGACCUCCUGUCACCGGGGGUACCUGGUCUCUGCUGGACCGAUAG
This is a messenger RNA of Nematolebias whitei (Rio pearlfish), 681 nucleotides long. RefSeq lists its product as uncharacterized. Bases 1 to 681 code for a protein of 226 amino acids. The transcript is spliced from 4 exons. Gene Ontology annotation, cellular component: external side of plasma membrane. Lineage: Eukaryota; Metazoa; Chordata; Actinopteri; Cyprinodontiformes; Rivulidae. The record is from RefSeq and is a predicted model, not a curated record. Gene Ontology annotation, biological process: cellular response to lipopolysaccharide; cell surface receptor signaling pathway; T cell costimulation.